CGUUUCCCCCCCCCCCCCCCUUCAUUUAUCUCUUUGAAAGAAAAGGAGGAAAACCAAUAAUCCUCUUAUUUCCUAUGGUAAAUCUUUCUAAAUAUGGAAAUAAAUUGGGAUGUAUUUAUAGUAAUUUUAGUUGUAGUUUUGAGUGCCAGGUUGGGUUCGGCUGGAGAUAUUGUUCAUAUCGACAACGUUGCUCCAAAGAGACCUGGUUGUUCUAAUAACUUCGUUCUGGUAAAAGUCCCAACCUGGGUUGAGGGUUUAGAAGACAAUGAGUAUGUUGGUGUUGGCGCUCGUUUUGGACCUACUUUGGAGUCGAAGGAAAAACAUGCAAGCCAUACCGAACUUGCACUUGCAGACCCUCCUGAUUGUUGCAGCAAACCUAGGAAUAAGCUUACAGGGGAAGUCAUUCUGGUGCAACGAGGUAACUGUAGUUUCACAGUGAAGGCAAAUGUUGCUGAAGAAGCUGGUGCUUCUGCCAUCCUCAUAAUAAACAACCAAACAGAACUCUUCAAGAUGGUUUGUGAAUCUGAUGCUGAUGUAAAUAUAAAAAUACCGGCUGUCAUGCUCCCUCAGGAUGCUGGUUCACGUUUGGAAAAAUAUAUAACUAACACCACCAUGGUGUCUGUUGCUCUUUACUCUCCAAAGCGCCCAGCAGUUGAUAUUGCUGAAGUUUUUUUGUGGCUAAUGGCUGUUGGUACCAUCUUGUGUGCCUCUUAUUGGUCUGCAUGGACGGCUAGAGAAGUUGCUAUUGAGCAAGAGAAGCUACUCAAGGAUGCUUCAGAAGAAUUUCUACAAGUAGGAGCUGCAGGUUCAAGUGGUUUUGUUGACAUAAAUACAACAUCAGCAAUUCUCUUUGUUGUAAUUGCUUCAUGUUUCUUGGUCAUGCUUUACAAGCUAAUGUCAUUCUGGUUUGUCGAGGUUCUGGUGGUUCUUUUCUGCAUCGGUGGAGUAGAGGGCCUACAAACGUGUUUGGGGGCACUUUUAGCAUGUUUCAGGUGGUUUCGACGCUAUGCAGAAUCAUUUAUUAAAGUACCCUUCUUUGGAGCUGUUUCGCAUCUGACACUGGCUGUUUGCCCCUUCUGCAUAACAUUUGCUGUUGUUUGGGCAGUGUAUCGGCGUAUCUCAUUUGCCUGGAUAGGUCAAGAUAUUCUUGGCAUUGCACUUAUAAUCACAGUCCUUCAGAUUGUUCGUGUGCCAAAUCUCAAGGUUGGAACCGUUCUUCUGGGUUGUGCUUUCUUGUACGAUAUCUUCUGGGUAUUUGUUUCCAAAUGGUGGUUUCAUGAGAGUGUAAUGAUAGUUGUAGCUCGUGGUGAUAAGAGUGGAGAGGAUGGCAUACCAGUGCUACUAAAAAUUCCACGGAUGUUUGAUCCUUGGGGUGGCUACAGUGUUAUUGGAUUUGGAGACAUAAUCUUACCUGGACUGAUUGUGGCAUUUUCUCUAAGAUAUGAUUGGAUGACAAAGAAGAGCCUUCGAGCAGGAUACUUUGUAUGGGCAAUGACUGCUUAUGGUUUAGGUCUUCUGGUCACGUAUGUCGCCUUGAACUUGAUGGAUGGACAUGGCCAACCUGCUUUGCUUUACAUUGUUCCUUUCACACUUGGUACCUUAAUUACACUGGGAAAGAAGAGGGGUGAUCUCAAAACUCUCUGGACAAGAGGAGAACCAGAAAGACCUUGUCCGCAUGUGCAACUUCAGCCCUUAGAACAAAAGGAAUAAUGGUAAUAAACUGUGAACAAUAAGUAGCUCAACUGUUCGCCAGUUUUGGUGACUAGUACAGAAAUCAGUUGAAAAGCUCUUACCCUUUCAGGUUGUAGAGAAGCAUGUUAUAUUUGCAGUAUUUUCAACACUUAUAGAGACUGACAAGUAACAGAGUAACUUUUAAUCCAGUUCAACUAAUUCUAUAGGAGUUUUACAGUCGAUUCUGUAACCCUAUGAUCAGAUGAUGAGAAAGAAUUAGAUGAGUUCGAGACUGCAGUUCUGAGUGAUUUUUUUUGCA
Molecule: messenger RNA, 1990 nt
Organism: Gossypium raimondii (Peruvian cotton)
Lineage: Eukaryota; Viridiplantae; Streptophyta; Magnoliopsida; Malvales; Malvaceae
Product: signal peptide peptidase-like 4
Exons: 14
Coding region: 94-1710 (538 amino acids)
Biological process (GO): membrane protein proteolysis
Cellular component (GO): lysosomal membrane; lumenal side of endoplasmic reticulum membrane; Golgi-associated vesicle membrane
Molecular function (GO): aspartic endopeptidase activity, intramembrane cleaving
Source: RefSeq, a predicted model, not a curated record